AUGAUUCCUACCAGCGCCUUACAUCACAUCCUACUGGCCAACGCUUCCACACGUCCGACGCAAUACGCACUUUCGACGAUUCAUUUUGCACUUGCUAAACCUGAUGUCAUACCUUCUUUCUUUUUGUCUUUCUUUAAUUCAUUCAUUUUUCUCUCUUUUUUUAAUUUUUUAUAUUCUUCCAUAUUUCCUUUCCUUUCUCUUUGUCUUACUUCAUUUCCUAUAUUCACCGAUAUUUUUUCUUUCUUUCUUUUUUCCCCUAUCUAUCUAUCUAUCUAUCUAUCUAUCUAUCUAUCUAUCUAUCGCCAUUUGCGUUCGUAUCUAUCUAUCUAUCUAUCUAUCUAUCUAUCUAUCUAUCUAUCUAUCUAUUCUAUCUAUCUAUCCCAGUCUGUUCAUUUCUAUCUAUCCCAGUCUGUUCAUAUCUAUCUAUCUAUCUAUCUAUCUAUCUAUCUAUCUAUCUAUCUAUCUAUCUAUCCAGCAAUAAAUCUCUGUCUGUCUCUCUGUCUGUUUCUGCCGAUCGUUUCUUUUUCACUAUCUAUCUAUCUAUCUAUCUAUCUAUCUAUCUAUCUAUCUAUCUAUCUAUCUAUCUGUCUCUUGAAAUCUAUCUAUCUAUCUAUCUAUCUAUCUAUCUAUCUAUCCUUUGCCACUAUCUGUGUUAGUCUAUCAUCUCCUCUCUCCAUCUGUCCUAUUAUUUUUUUGUUUAAUAACUUUAUCCCGUUCUUCACCUUUCUCUCUCUCUCUCUCAUUGCUUGCCGCUUUGUAUUUUUCUUCCUCUCUCUUUCUUCAACUCACUUUUCGCUAUGGCUAUCUCUAUCCUGUCAUUCCUUUGUUUAG
Acanthosepion pharaonis is the source of this 831-nucleotide messenger RNA. NCBI's taxonomy places the organism in Eukaryota, Metazoa, Mollusca, Cephalopoda, Sepiida, Sepiidae. The record is from the annotation of a GenBank genome assembly.